Messenger RNA from Microstroma glucosiphilum, 1434 nucleotides. RefSeq lists its product as hypothetical. The transcript is spliced from 3 exons. The record is from RefSeq and is a predicted model, not a curated record. The annotation marks the transcript as partial. Lineage: Eukaryota; Fungi; Basidiomycota; Exobasidiomycetes; Microstromatales; Microstromataceae.
AUGUGCGCCUUUCAAUCCCGUCGCCCACAUUCGAAUGCCCCUCCUGCCAACUUUGGGUCCAACGCCUCGGGCUACAAGGGCAACACUUCAUCGUCACCAGCGACUGUACCUCGUACACAGCAACAACAACAGCAGCAACAGAGCGCCUCUGUCAUUGGUGGAGGAGGCGCAGUCCAGCGCAGCGGUGGGGCUCCUUCACAGACAGGAGCUACGUCUGACUCGCCGCUAGUCAUCGAGGGAGGCGGGGGUAGGAUCCUAUGCGUAGCGGACGUGAGAGGUAAUCUCAAGACAUUGAACGAUCUCGCUGUCAAAUACAGGGCCCAAGCCAUCAUCCACACAGGCGACUUUGGCUUCUACAGCUCCGAUAGCCUCGAUCGCAUCAGCGACAAGACGUUGCGACAUCUCGUCCAAUACUCCGGCCUCAUCUCAAACGACCAAAGGAAUAAGCUUCUAGCGGCAGACCAGCCUCGCGGAGCGCCUCUUGGUGGCACAAAUUACCCAACGACAAACUUGCGCAGCCAGAUCAGCAACAGCAGCAUUCCACUCCUCUCCGAAUUCCCUCUGCUACUCGACGGCAGAUUGCAACUCAACGUUCCCGUAUUCACCGUCUGGGGCGCAUGUGAAGAUGUGGCAGUCCUAGAGCGCAUAAGGGCAGGAAGUUAUCAGAUUCCCAAUCUGCAAGUGCUCGACGAGGCCACUACUAGAUCCAUCCAUGUGGGGGACAUUCGUCUGCGGCUGUUUGGACUAGGAGGUGCAGUUGUCUUGCACAAGCUAUUUGACAAUGGCGAUGGAGCUGCAACCAUCGCUGGAGGCCAGGGAUUAAUGUGGACCACUAUGCUGCAGAUCGGUGAACUCGUGGAUACCGCACAAAAGACCUUCGACCCCAGCGAGACUCGGGUCCUAAUAUCGCAUGUUUCUCCCGGUCGGGAAGGCUUGCUGGCACAGCUUGCCGUCGCUCUGAAGGCCGACUUCACCAUUUCAGCUGGGCUGCAUUUCCGCUAUGGCAUCUCCUACAAUGAGUUUGGUGUCCAGCACGACUCGCAGAACUACCGAAACAAGAUGGUCAGCGCCAAGACUGCCUUCGGCGAAGUCUGGGAUGGAGUCAAGGUCCAGGUUGAGGAGGCUGUCGAUCCUCAGCAACGCAUCUUGCUUGACCAUGCACUCGCUGUGACCAAUCGCGUCCCAUCACUAUCCACUGCAACAGGAGCAGUCAGCGAAGAGUACGCCUGGAAGAACACAUGGAACUGGAAUCUGCCAGACGCAGCUCAUGGAUCAUUGGUCUUUGACAUUGCUGGGGGAAGGUUGGGCGCAGAAACCUACUCCUCUGGCUUCAACUUUGCGUUCCGACAGGCUAGCGGUAGCAUCGCCGGCGGUACGGCUGCAGUCGCGACUCAGCCUGCUGCUCACUCAGCAGCAGUGAAAUCUCAACCUACG